AUGACAGCCCCUUCACGGGUCUACCGAGCGGGCCUCGGCCUCCCUCCAGCUGUCACCAUCACCUCUGCCCCAUACCCUCCUCUCGCCAAUCCUCUGCCCGCCCCUUCUUCCCCUGACCAGUCCGAAGUAGCUCCCGACUUUCUCUCCGGCGCCAACGCCAUCAUCGCCCAGCCCCGUAACCGCUAUCCUCAAGGCUAUCCCUCCUAUGCCCACUGGAAAGAAUGGCACAUCAAUCCCGCGCAUCACGGGCCGGAAGGAUCGACCGGCCCGCCGGUAUUCGUACCUUCUCAGCUGAAGUACGAUGAACUGGGAAGGUCUAUCCUGCACGGCUUUGACGCGGAGGUGGACACAGGUGCAGAAGAUAGGGAGGGGAGGGAGGAUGGGGAAAAGGUGGCGGAGUGGUAUGACUCAUUGGCGGGACGGAGUCGAGGAGUGUCGGUCAGCGAGGAAGGAGGGAACGCGGAAGCGGGGCCGUCCAAGCCGCGAGCGCGCAGUCCUGGGCCAGUCAUCGACCUCACCGGCGAUGAUGAGGAUGAGGACAUAGUCUUACCAUCCCAGCCCGCUAUGGGUGCAGCACAAGCCCCCAUCCGGGUCCAUCGGAACGAAUGGUUCAUCCGCCGCGCGCUCGCUUCGUCCGCUUCGGCAGCUCCCACUCCACCCCGCCCCGCUGUUACCAGCUCCAUCAGCUCCCUCCUCAAUAUUCCCACCCGCGUCAACCGCGCUACGGAACCGGUAUACGCCCUGGGACCAGACCACAUCGGACAUCAAAUCCUGCGCGAGCGGCUAGGAUGGGGCGGAGGCGGGUUGGGCAGGCCUGAAGGAUGGGAGCCUCCGGCGCCACCGGCGAGGGUAGUAGAAGAACGCCAGGCGGAAGGGAGCAGGGCAGACGCUAUCGUCAUUGAGGACUCGGACGACUCUGCGCCUUCGGGAGAAGAUGAGGACGAGGAGGAUCUCCCGCCUACCGUCUUUGGGCCGGGGCGAACAGCACCCAUAGCUACUACUCUCAAGCUGGAUCGGCUAGGACUAGGCCAUCGGCUCUCUGCCGAUAGGCCCAAGAGGAAAUCAGGCGGGAAGGCGAUGUUGAAGGAGGGAGAAGGGCGGAAGAAGGUCACGCACAGCCACGAAGAAAUCUUGGAGGCGCAGAGGCGGGCAAGGUACUCGCGUUCUGGGGCAGUGAAGCAGGCGGGAGGGGCGGAGGAGUUGGGGAAGAAGGGCAAAAUCAGGUGGAAAGAGAGGGACAAGAAGGAUAGGGACGAGCGGAGGCGGAUGAUAGCUGCGUUAAAUGACUAG
This is a messenger RNA of Dioszegia hungarica, 1290 nucleotides long. RefSeq lists its product as uncharacterized. Bases 1 to 1290 code for a protein of 429 amino acids. The transcript has a single exon. The record is from RefSeq and is a predicted model, not a curated record. NCBI's taxonomy places the organism in Eukaryota, Fungi, Basidiomycota, Tremellomycetes, Tremellales, Bulleribasidiaceae.